AUGGAUUUAUUUUUCACGAAAUAUCUACCAUUUUUAUACUUUAUUUUUUCCUCACUUUUAUUCAAUAAAAUUCAUUCAGAAAUUAUUGUUAAUAAUGAAAUAUCAAGAAGAUAUGGACACACAGCAACCUACAUAUAUUCAUUAAACAAAAUUUAUUGUAUCGGCGGUAAAACUGAACAAGGUGCUAUCGUCAGCGAUGUGCUUUCUUUGGAUCUAGCCUCAAGUUUGACCAUAGAAUCAGCGGAUUUUGAAAACUUAACGGUAUCCGGGAAUGUCAUUCCGUCACUAGCUUGGGCAGCUUCGGCUGCUAAUAAGACACACUUGUUUUUGUAUGGUGGCAUAAAGUAUGAUCAAAUGCAAAAUAUUUAUGAGAUGAAUUCCGAUAUUUACGCAUUAAAUGUGGAGGGAUAUCAAUGGACAACUUUAAACAUUUCAGGCUCUAAUAAGAAUAAAAUACAACAAAGACGUGGAAUAUCUAUGGUACUCGACUCUAGCAACAGAUUAUAUAUUUUCGGCGGAUCUACCGAUACAAAUGAUUCUCAAAACUUGACCGCAAUUGCUGAUAACAACAUGUACAUUUUGCACGUGGACUCCAUGAUCUUGAAUUUAGUUUCUCCAAAUUCAUAUCUUCUUCCACCGAAUCGAUACGAUUAUUCAGCAACCUUGUUGGAUAUUUAUAUUGUGUACGUGGGUGGUAAAACGGAGGCUGGUUCUUUUAUUGGGAUGGAUGAAAUAUGGAUGUUCGAUACAAAUAACUCACAAUGGAAGCAUGCUAGCGCAAACAAUUCACAAAAUGUGCCAAAUCGCGCUGGACACACUGCAGUAAAACUAAAUAACGGACCAAACAAAAUCCUAAUAUACGGUGGUUACAACACCAAUUCUACGGAGAUCACAAACAACAAUGCGAUCGUAAUUUUGAAUACGCUAGACUUUACAAGCUUUACUUGGUCAAUUCCAACAAUCACUUUUCAAGAUCCAUAUUUACAGAAUUUGUCUAUACCUUAUUGGCAUGCUGCGAUAACUUAUGGAAAUUAUAUGAUUGUCACGUUUGGUAAAUUACCACCAGACGCACUUUCAAGACUACCUUCAAACAAUACUUACCCACCGCUCCUCCUCCUCAACGCUACAAAAGAAAAUAACAUGCAAUGGAUGACAUCUACAGGCGGGCAACCAUUACCAUUUGCUCCACCUGAUAAUUCAAUUGGGAAUCCAGCAAAAAAUCAGACAACUAAUGGAACAAAUAGUGUCGAUCAACAACAGUAUGAUAAUACUGCUGCUAAAACUAUAAUUGGAGCCAUAAUAGGAGGAGUUUUAUGUGUUGCACUAUUACUUUUCCUUUUAUUCAAAGUACACUCUCGGGCAAUAGAUCGAAAAGAGGAGGAAAAAGACGAGGCACAACCUAAUAUAACUUUACAACAGCAAACUGUCCAUUACCCUGCUAUUCGUUUCAUUUCAUCACCACCUGGAUAUUCUUAA
Messenger RNA from Ambispora leptoticha, 1476 nucleotides. Lineage: Eukaryota; Fungi; Glomeromycota; Glomeromycetes; Archaeosporales; Ambisporaceae. The record is from the annotation of a GenBank genome assembly.